UCGAGCAGCAUGUUGGGGGGGGGGAUUUCGGGUCGAAAAUUCAGAUGCAGGGUCUAUUUCCCUCCACAGAUGCUGCCUGACCCGCUGAGUUCCUCCAGCAGAUUGCUUAUUGCUCCUGAGUUCCUCUAGCAGUGAUUUUUUUUGCUUGAGACAAAACUGUUGAGACUUCUCUGCAUCGUGCUUGUAAAGUUGAAGGGCAACAUCUGGAACCCGUUGAGAAUCUGAUACUGGGAAUCUGAAGCAAAGACAAAAGGUGCGGGCAAAACUGAGUAGGUCAGGCAGCGCCGGCGGAGGGAGAAACGGACAACGUUUCGGCAGUUGGAGAGAGUUGUUCCCCUCUGUCUCUAUCGUGUCUUCUCCCAGCCCCUGAGGAAUUUUUGAGACCUGUCUUUUCAGGAUCAGCUGCAGUGAAAAUUGGUUUGGAGCAGAAUUCCGAAGAUUUUCAUUAUGCCGGUACAAACCUGGAAAGUUUGAUGAAUUCUACAACUUAAUCCUUCAUACACAUAAUAUUUCCAAUAUGGAUGUAUUAAUUGGAUAUGCUGAUGUUCAUGGUGACCUGCUUCCAAUCAACAACAACGACAACUUCUGCAAAGCCAUUUCCAUGGCUAACCCAUUGCUCAGAAUUUUUGUGCAACGGAAAGAAGAGGUAGAUUACGAUCUCUUUGGCACAGAUUCAUUGACAAGAAAGAAGAAACCUUUGGGAGGUCUCCGAACUGAUACACUCCGAAAGCGUGUUCACCUCACUAUUAGUAUUCCUCAAGACUUCAGACCUGUUUCUUCUAUUAUUGAUGUGGAUAUUCUGCCUGAAACUCACAGGAGAGUCCGAUUGUACAAACAUGGAUGUGAGAAACCCUUGGGAUUCUACAUUCGAGAUGGCACUAGUGUGAGGGUGACUGCACAUGGGUUAGAAAAAGUUCCAGGUAUCUUCAUCUCGAGGCUGGUACCUGGAGGUUUAGCUGAAAGUACAGGGCUCCUUGCUGUUAAUGAUGAAGUCCUCGAGGUAAAUGGGAUUGAGGUGAUGGGAAAAACUCUUGAUCAAGUUACAGACAUGAUGAUUGCCAACAGUCACAACCUCAUCAUCACAGUAAAACCAGUGAACCAGAGGAACAAUGUCAUUCGCAGCAGUCGAAUGUCUGGCAGCUCUGGCCAUUCAAACGAUAGUACAACCAGUCACCAUAGCCUAUCCUCUACCCAUAUGAUGCAGAACUAUAAUCCUGAAGAUGAAAGUGAUGAGGAAGCUGACAUUAUUAUUGAAGGAACUGAUGACCCACAGAGCAUUCCAUUUAAAUUACUGUCUUCAUCCUUCACCACUUCUCGAACAAACAUUGGUAAUCUUAGUCAGAGACUACAGAAGGAACUGGCAUUCAAUGAUUCCAUUAGAGAAAACAAAGGAAAUAUAUUGAAAACACUAACUGCAAUCAAAGCUGAGGCAAGGCAUAGUCUAGCUCUCAGUAGAGGAGGCAUUGAAGAAGAUGGAACAGUCAUAACACUUUGAAAGUUUGAUUCAGAUUGAUGUGGAGUGCCAGCAGAGAAUAAUGAAUUUAGUUGCAUUUCAUUGUUUUUAAUUUCUGUAAUUUUUGGGAACAUUUACUAUUUUUACUGGAAUUUGGUAUGUCAAGUUUUUCUAUGAAUGCCUAAUAUGUUUGAAGGCAAAUACUGUUACUCAAAUCUUGUUGAUAAAUAGGUCACAGAGCCAUAAAUUAUUUUAAAUCCUGAGGUUUUUAGUCAAUGUACUUUGACUUGGAAAAGCACAAUACCAAAUUAUUUUAAACUAAAUUAAUCAUGGUGCUAUCCUAUGGGCAGAAAUGAUUGUGUUGUAUAGCACCACUUGCUAGAUACGAACAGAAAUUUGUAGUAAUAAUUUUACAUUACCUAGAUUCUUCAAGCAUGUUUCUGGGCAUUACAGCUGUUAAUCCAUACAUAAAUACAAUCUGGAAGCCCUUAAGACAAUUUGAAGCAGCGGUAAGUAAUAACAUUUGGAAUUUCCCACUGCAGUUAAAUAUAUUUCAGCAUAAAAUGGCCAAUUUGGUAUUCAUGUCCUAUGUUUUCAUUUGUAAGUUUUAAUGUUAAAUAUGUUUGGAGAUUAGUCACGGCAAAUGUUAAGUACCUCUGCAAUGUGUCUUUAGAAAAACUUUUUGGAGCUGAAAAUAAUAGUACUCUAUCAGCAAGUAGGAGAUAGUGACAGUUGGUAGUAUGUAGAAAAUAAUGGAUACCUAAGAAUGAAUGAUCUGGAGCUUAAGGUGAUAUAAACAAAGCUUGACCAAAGUGCAGUUGUCAUCUGAGUCUCUUAAAUUUGGCUGUAAAUCAUUUUAUGGUAUUUUAUAGUGUAUACAUUUCAAUUUUUAUAUGUAAAGCAUACUCUUAUGUGGGGGUAUCUAUUUUUGUAUCUGCAAUGGUUGUCAAUGCACCUGUUUACCUACUAAUACAAUAUGUGGAAACCAGUAUUAUACUUUGUACUGGAAAAUUAUUAUCAUUAUUUCAUUCAUAUGUAACUUUAUAUUUCUUUUAAUUCUUUAAGGGGAGUUUUCAGUGCCUUUUUCUUCAUUGCAAGUUCUAAUUGGUCCUUCAGUGAGGGUACAAAUGGACAAUGGAUGUUUGCUGAAGCAUCAUUAUGCUGCAACAAAAAAAUUUCAGUUUGCAAUAACAUACUGGACUGUGCAUUUAUUCUCAUUUUGACAGCUGUGCAUAAUUCUCAGUGAUUUCAUCAACUUUGAGCUGACACUUUAAAUGAAAGUGAUCUCUAAUUUGAAGCACUUAAGUGGGGAAUGGGGUUGCUCUGUGAAUUGCCAAUGACUGAAUGGGAUGGCGUGGCCUUCUAUGUUGUAAGGAAAUAAGAAAAAAAUAUUUGUGUUUCCUGGUUUCAAGAACCACCUUGCACCACUGGUUAACAAUUUGUAAUGGCUCUUCUAGAGUGACACCCAAAUAAUUUUUUUGGCCUUCAUUCUAUAGCUCUGCAGGAUAUUUGUACAUUUCUACCUGUGCAUUUAUCUAUAUUGAAAGAUAUCACAAAAUAUAUGGGCCCAUUCAUCAACUGCAUUUGUCUGCUGUUGCUGUCUUCUGAUGUCCUACUGUUAAUCAUUCGCCGUUGUUCAUCUGUAUGGAGUCUUAAGUACUUCCGAAAUAGCUUGCUAUUUUACAUUCCUUCAUGACUACCUUUCUGUUGCUGCUAUUUGUGUACUAGUAAAUGUUUCUUAUUACCCUUUGUUAUUUGUCAGUUUCUUUUAUGUUGACUUGCACCAUCAAAUUCCCAAUUUUGUUUCCUUCUGCUUUUUUAUUUCACCUGUUCCCUGAUUGAGGAUCUUGUAAAGUGAGUAGAGGUUGAAUAUGUGAGCCUAGCAUGGAAUUUAGACAAGGAAGGUCAACUUAAAGAAUUCUCAGAGCAUGGCAGGGUAGAUCUAGAGAGACUGUUUCUUCUGGUUAGAGCAUUUGUAAGUUUUGGGAUAAAGGAUUGGCCCUUGGUAUUGAAAUGAGGAGCAAUAUCUUUAUUCUUGCGUUCCAAAUAUUUGGGUAUUUGUAGAUGUAUGUCAGAGGGUAUGUUCAAGACUAGACUGAUUAGACUAUGUCUCCCAAACCUCUACUGAAUUUUGGAAUCCCUUUAAAUCUUUUCAUUCUGGGUCCUGAUCAAGCAAUGCUUUGACUUAAAAUUUCUCUUUGUUUACAAAUCCCACCCUGCACUCAUCCCUCCCUGUCACCCUUCUUAUUUCUACUUUUUGUACUUGAGGUUAUUUAACUCCGUUUCUUGACUUGCAUUGUUCAUUCCACCCAUCAACUCUUGCUAGCUAUCAAUCUAAUCAUUGGUUCUCCAGUUCCAUGUUCAUGUCUGUGAUUCUACCAGUGUAAUUCUAUCUGUAGUAGAGAUAGAAACCUGCAAAAUAGAUAGAAACCUGCAAAAUAGAUAGAAACCUGCAAAAUAGAUAGAAACCUGCAAAAUAGAUAGAAACCUGCAAAAUAGAUAGAAACCUGCAAAAUAGAUAGAAACCUGCAAAAUAGAUAGAAACCUGCAAAAUAGAUAGAAACCUGCAAAAUAGAUAGAAACCUGCAAAAUAGAUAGAAACCUGCAAAAUAGAUAGAAACCUGCAAAAUAGAUAGAAACCUGCAAAAUAGAUAGAAACCUGCAAAAUAGAUAGAAACCUGCAAAAUAGAUAGAAACCUGCAAAAUAGAUAGAAACCUGCAAAAUAGAUAGAAACCUGCAAAAUAGAUAGAAACCUGCAAAAUAGAUAGAAACCUGCAAAAUAGAUAGAAACCUGCAAAAUAGAUAGAAACCUGCAAAAUAGAUAGAAACCUGCAAAAUAGAUAGAAACCUGCAAAAUAGAUAGAAACCUGCAAAAUAGAUAGAAACCUGCAAAAUAGAUAGAAACCUGCAAAAUAGCUCGUUCAGCUUUUGGAGCCACAUGACCGUGGCUGAUCCUCUGUCUCAAUACCGUGUUCCCUUACUCUCCCCAUACCCUUUCAUGCCUUGUGUCUAGAAAAUUAUCUAUGCCUUUAAAUAUGCAGGAAGUCCCCAGGUUACAAUAGCAUUCUGUUCCUGAGAACUGCUUGCAAGUCAGAAAUGAACAAGAACAGCUGUGACGGGAGAGUGAGCAGGCACAGGAAGAGCGGCAGCCAGCUGGCCUUACUGACUCAGCGAGCGAGUCUGCUCAGCGCUCCCAGCUCUUAAAAAUGUUUUGUAAAUUUUAAUAUCCAUUGAAUCAGGAAAAAAAGAGCAUGAUCAUGAGCAGCCUAAGUCACAGGAAUACUGAAAGAUCUGAUAAAACACUGGCACCCUACAACAAACUUGAAGAAGCUAUUCAAGUUUUAAAAUUGUCUA
Molecule: messenger RNA, 4808 nt
Organism: Pristis pectinata (smalltooth sawfish)
Lineage: Eukaryota; Metazoa; Chordata; Chondrichthyes; Rhinopristiformes; Pristidae
Gene: pard6ga
Product: par-6 family cell polarity regulator gamma a
Exons: 3
Coding region: 518-1495 (325 amino acids)
Biological process (GO): establishment or maintenance of cell polarity; regulation of cellular localization; centrosome cycle
Cellular component (GO): apical plasma membrane; cell cortex; nucleus
Molecular function (GO): protein kinase C binding
Source: RefSeq, a predicted model, not a curated record